GUCCUUAGUUACUUUUGUCACGUGAUUACACAAGUAUGGCGACUCUCGAAGAUAAAGCGAUCUGGGAAGAUGGAGAAGAAAGUUUAGGUGAACAGAUUCUGAAGCUGAACACAGAUGAAAUUGUUACAAGGACAAAACUGCUUGAAAAUGAGAUCAAGAUUAUGAAAAGUGAAAUUCUGAGGAUAAACCAUGACUUGACAGCAACAAAAGAAAAAAUCAAAGAAAACACAGAGAAGAUAAAAGUCAACAAAACACUGCCAUACUUGGUAUCAAAUGUUAUUGAGUUACUGGAUAUGGAACCCCAGGACAGUGGGGAGGAAGAUGGAGCUAAUAUUGAUCUCGAUGCACAGAGAAAGGGCAAAUGUGCUGUGAUAAAGACAUCCACAAGACAGACAUAUUUCUUACCAGUCAUAGGAUUGGUAGAUCCAGAAAAAUUGAGUCCCGGAGAUAUUGUGGGUGUUAACAAGGAUUCCUACCUGAUUUUGGAGACUUUACCUCAGGAGUAUGACUCCAGAGUGAAGGCUAUGGAAGUGGAUGAGAGGCCCACAGAACAGUACUCAGAUAUUGGUGGGCUUGACAAACAGAUUCAAGAGCUCAUCGAAGCAGUAGUGUUACCAAUGACACACAAAGAAAGAUUUGAAGCUCUUGGAAUUCAACCACCAAAAGGUGUGUUACUGUACGGUGCCCCAGGAACUGGUAAGACUCUUCUAGCUCGAGCCUGUGCAGCACAGACCAAGUCAACGUUUCUCAAAUUAGCUGGUCCUCAGCUGGUGCAGAUGUUUAUUGGAGAUGGAGCUAAACUCGUCAGAGAUGCAUUCGCCCUCGCCAAAGAAAAACAGCCAGCAAUCAUAUUUAUUGACGAGUUGGAUGCAAUAGGAACAAAAAGAUUUGAUUCUGAGAAGGCUGGUGACAGAGAAGUUCAGAGAACUAUGUUGGAGUUACUGAACCAAAUGGAUGGUUUCAUGCCUAAUGCACAAAUCAAGGUGAUAGCUGCCACAAACAGAGUAGAUAUUCUGGACCCUGCUCUACUAAGGUCAGGGAGGUUAGACAGAAAAAUAGAAUUCCCUCACCCCAACGAGGAAGCCAGGGCCAGAAUCCUACAGAUCCACUCAAGGAAAAUGAAUGUUAGGUAGG
Molecule: messenger RNA, 1134 nt
Organism: Saccostrea cuccullata (small rock oyster)
Lineage: Eukaryota; Metazoa; Mollusca; Bivalvia; Ostreida; Ostreidae
Product: 26S proteasome regulatory subunit 6A-A-like
Exons: 11
Coding region: 36-1133 (365 amino acids)
Biological process (GO): proteasome-mediated ubiquitin-dependent protein catabolic process
Cellular component (GO): proteasome regulatory particle, base subcomplex
Molecular function (GO): ATP binding; ATP hydrolysis activity; proteasome-activating activity
Source: RefSeq, a predicted model, not a curated record